Molecule: messenger RNA, 763 nt
Organism: Topomyia yanbarensis
Lineage: Eukaryota; Metazoa; Arthropoda; Insecta; Diptera; Culicidae
Gene: mRpL13
Product: large ribosomal subunit protein uL13m
Exons: 4
Coding region: 174-710 (178 amino acids)
Biological process (GO): translation; negative regulation of translation
Cellular component (GO): mitochondrial large ribosomal subunit; ribosome
Molecular function (GO): mRNA binding; structural constituent of ribosome
Source: RefSeq, a predicted model, not a curated record
CUGACAGCAUAGCCAUGUUUUGAUUCAUAGCGUUCCAAAAAUGCGGUCUCAAAAACUUGAUUGGAACGAUUGGAACCAAAGCAGCUAAUAUUAUUUAUCUCAUUCAAAAUCAAUAGCUGGAUUCUUAAAAGAUACAUUUUCAGGUUUAUAAUCGUACUCUUUAAUUGAAAUUGAUGUCGGUAGCAAAGCGCGUGCAACAAUGGGCUACAUUUGCUCGUACAUGGCAUAUCUACGACUGUACUUGGCAAAACCCUUUCGAAUCAGCCACACUGAUUCGAAAGCAUCUGAUGGGACUACACAAACCAAUUUAUCACCCAAUGAAUGAUUGUGGUGACCAUGUCGUAGUAAUCAAUACUGCCGAAAUAGCCUUACCCGGCGAUGAAUGGAAGAAGCGAGCAUAUUUCCACCACACAGGUUAUGCAGGUGGUGCCAGUUGGACGUUGGCUUGGGAAUUACAUGAAAAGGAUCCUACUAUGAUAAUGAAAAAAGCAGUCUACCGAUCGAUGCAUGGAAAUCUUCAGCGUCGUUACACAAUGCAAAGACUCCAUUUAUUCAAAGAUGAAAAUGUUCCGAAAGAAAUGCUGGAGAAUGUAACUAACCAAAUACGGCAACCGAGACGAGUUCCUGAGCGGUUGGAUCAUAUUGAUCCUGAACUGGCUAAAAACUUUCCCCAAAUUAUGGAUUAUCCGAAAGAUUAUGUUUUUCGGUAGACAUAUUUUUUUCAAAAUGGAUCAACAUUGUUUCAUUAGUUUACUCUGUGUUU